CAAGUUCCUUAUUUUGCUUGCUGCAGAAAAUACAUGUGUGCCAAAGCGCAUUCAAUUAUUCGAUUUAUUUGUAAUUUCACUCUUUUUCGCUCUCCUUUAAAAUUCAAAUUCAACCUCCAUCUAGCCCAUCUACUUGUUAUUCUUUAUUUUACAAUGAUUCUCUUGGAGCCCAACAGCUACGUUCUCGAGGAAACCCUCUACGCGCGGUUCACCAGCGAAAAGCCCGAAGUAGUGGACAUCACGCUAGUAGAUUUCGACAAUGUAAUCUACCGCGUGCAAACAUCCGCAACCGAGCGCAAUCUGCUCAACCUCUCGGUUGAGAUGAAGUACUUUGCCGAGGUAGAGCAAUACGGGGCCAACGAUAUUCUCCGAAAGGAAUACGGGGCGUAUGUGCAUACACCCGAAGCGGGCUCGCAGUGCCAGAUCGCUCUGCAGUUCAACCUGGAUUCGCUGCCGGAGGACAAGCGGGCGUUGGCCAAGCAUGUGUCGCUUUUGAAGCGGAAUGUCCUGGCGAGUCCGUUUCUGCGGGCAUUUGAGUUCUGGGAGUCCCAGCAGGAAGGAGCCGGGCCCUUGAUGGCCACGCAUUACCGCGAUGACGAGGCGAUUUAUGUACAGGCGCAGCAGGACCGUGUGACGGUUAUUUUCAGCACUCUGUUUAAGGAAGAGGUUGAUCGGGUGCUGGGCAAGGUUUUCCUGCAGGAGUUUGUGGAUGCGCGUCGUCAGGCGGCCAUCCAGAAUGCGCCCCAGGUGGUGUACUCUAGCCGCGAGGCGCCAAUGGAGAUCCGCCACUUGUCGGGGCUCAAGCAGGAUGAGAGCGUCGGGUAUGUUUCGUUUGUGCUGUUUCCGAGGCAUUUUGCCGACAGCGAGGUUAGGGAUAAGACGAUUUCGCAGAUCCAACUGUUCAGAGAUUACUUGCACUACCAUAUCAAAUGCGCCAAGGCGUAUAUGCACUCGAGGAUGAGGACCAGGGUGCAGGACUUUUUGAAGGUCAUCAAUAGGGCCAAGCCUGAGAGAGCCACACAGGGGCUGGAGAAGAGGACUGCUACCGGAAGGUACUUCCGCCCGCAGUUCCGCCAGUCUGCCUCGGCCUCGUCCCAGGCCGAGGGCGGAGACUGGUAGUGCGGAUAACUGGCCUUGGAGAUGGGAUGUGGGAUAUUAUCUAAAAUGCCUCUCUUUUUUUCCAUUCUCUUCUUCCUACUACAUUUAAUAACAGCGAAGUGGCAUCAUUUCUUCCUUUCCCCCUCUCCCUCUGUCUCCUCAAUGCCUGGUCGUGCGCGCAAAGAGGGCCAGAAGACGAUUGGGGCAAAUAUGUGCAGAAUUUGGCCUAUGCCUAUUUUUCCAUAUUCCAGCAGUGUUAACCACUUAUUCUCACAGGUUUGAACCCAUUUUCGAUUGGCCGUCCAAGUGAUUGGCGAGCUAAGCAAGCGGGUGAUAAUGACCUGUAUCAAAUUUACAAUUUACA
Molecule: messenger RNA, 1462 nt
Organism: Kickxella alabastrina
Lineage: Eukaryota; Fungi; Kickxellomycota; Kickxellomycetes; Kickxellales; Kickxellaceae
Product: Arp2/3 complex, 34 kd subunit p34-Arc-domain-containing protein
Exons: 1
Coding region: 34-1119 (361 amino acids)
Biological process (GO): actin filament polymerization; Arp2/3 complex-mediated actin nucleation
Cellular component (GO): Arp2/3 protein complex; actin cytoskeleton
Molecular function (GO): actin filament binding; structural constituent of cytoskeleton
Source: RefSeq, a predicted model, not a curated record